Messenger RNA from Oncorhynchus tshawytscha (Chinook salmon), 2040 nucleotides. RefSeq names its product Krueppel-like factor 9. NCBI's taxonomy places the organism in Eukaryota, Metazoa, Chordata, Actinopteri, Salmoniformes, Salmonidae. Gene Ontology annotation, cellular component: nucleus. The coding region runs from base 147 to 1103 and encodes 318 amino acids. The transcript is spliced from 3 exons. The record is from RefSeq and is a predicted model, not a curated record. Gene Ontology annotation, biological process: regulation of transcription by RNA polymerase II. Gene Ontology annotation, molecular function: RNA polymerase II cis-regulatory region sequence-specific DNA binding; DNA-binding transcription factor activity, RNA polymerase II-specific.
UUCCCCCAAUCACCCUCUCAGGUGAAGGACAUCUCACUGGAGGCCACAGGAGCUUUGUGAAGCCAGCGGGACACAAUACAUGGAGAGAUGACCAACCAAUCACUGUUGAUGAGGGCAAUGGAACCUCAACCCAGCACAUUAUCGUGAUGGAGUCUGCAGAUACAGAGGCUGCAGGUCCAGGGGUGAAGCAGGAGAGGUCUGAAAGAAAGGAGGACCUAGAGCAUAGCAUAAACAUCCAGACUGGAACGGCUGGAGCGCCCCCUAUAGCAACGGAGGACUCCACCACCGCCCCAGCGCAGCCCAGAGCCGGCUCAGAGUAUUUACCGGUAUUUCACCAGAUCCAGAGGACGGUUCAUUCCCGUGGAGAUGGUGACGCACUAGUCACUGGCGUUGAUGAUCCAUCAUGUUCUUACAGUACAGAGAUGGACCCUGGCAACAUGCCCUUGGGUUUAGAGACACAGACUGAUCUGUCUAAAGGGGAAUGGAACCGGUACAGCAGUAGUAUAUACUCUGAAGGGUGCCUAGAUAAGAAAGGGGAAUGUCUGGUUGUAGAUGAGGUAAUUGUGAAAGUGGAGGGCGACGCUUCUCUCACAUGGAAUCCAGAUCGUCACCUAGGUGACGGACACUCACAGGGCAGAGAUUUCUUAGAUUACAGGGAAAGCUUAGAGACAAAUCCAAAUGUUGCGACCCACUCCCCUGUACACAUUCUCAGGGAUUGCGACCCAGUGUCCACGUCGAUGGGGCCUUCUGAUUCACACACCCACGUCCUUUUCAAUCAGGUAUUGAACGCAAACGACAUGGCUAGAGCCCAGGCUCAGGGAGGGGGAGCCACAUCAGGCAAUAGUAAAGAGAAACGGUUUCUCUGCAUGUUCUGCAACAAAGGCUUCAGCUGCCCCCAGAAGGUGGAGAUCCACCAGAGGGUCCACACAGGGGAGAAACCUUUCAGCUGUACCCAAUGUCACAUGCGCUUCGCUGAGGCUGGCAGCCUGAAGAGGCACCAGAGGGUCCACACAGGGGAGAAACCCUACAGCUGCCCCCAGUGUGAGAAGAGGUUCUCCCACCAGCACCAUCUGAAGAGGCACUUGAAGGUCCACACGGAAUAGAGGCCGUUCGCCUUCUGCAGGCCAUGAGGACUUGCUGAUAUCCAGUCUUGUUAGCGGGAGAGAGUGGACCUCUGAGGUGGCUGGUCAUAAGCCAUGGCCCUGGAUCAGGAGCCUUCGCUCUUCCUUCCCGAGUCGGAACCAGGACAGAACCACAAGGGACAGAGACUCCACCACCACACAGCACAUAAUCCCACCAACACCCAAACAAUGGGUUGGAUGCGCGCUGUGUUAAGAAGCAGUGCGGCUUGGUUGGGUUGUGUAUCGGAGGACGCGUGACUUUCAACCUUCGUCUCUCCCGAGCCCGUGCGGGAGUUGUAGCGAUGAGGCAAGAUAGUAGCUACUAACAAUUGGAUACCGUGAAAUUGGGGUAUCCAAUUAAAACUCAAAAAUAUAUAUUUAAAAAAAUAAGAAUUUGUUCUUAACUGACUUGCCUAGUUAAAUAAAGGUAAAAAAUUAAAUUAGGUUAAUCUGCCUCACCCAUUGUGGAAAUCUAACAGUCAAUGUGUGUGAAAUGCUUUAUAAUGUAUGUGAUAUCAACAGGGAGGUAUAUUUGCUGGUCAUUUCUAUAUUGACUAGCUUUCAUCAAGCUGCCCACUCAAGAAAAAGCUUCAAACUGUAAAUCAUCAGCAUAUAUUGAUCACAUCUUUACUAAUGCUGCUGAAAUGUGCUUUAUCCAAAUCCAUUGGAUGUAGCGAUCACAAUAUAGUAGCUUUGGAUAAGUUCCAAAGGUUGGGCCUGUUGUAUGAGGUCAUACAAUACGUUUUGUAGUGAUUUUAAAAACAGUUAAAUUCCCUUGGAUUGAUGAGGAAUUAAGCGAAAGGUAUGGCAAAUAAGUUUAGCUGCACAACCAAUUGGCAAACCGCAGAGGUGGGAGCAAGUCAUUGUUUUACAAGUAAGUCUCACGUCUUAGCACUCAAGUCCCAAGUCAAGACAGGCA